Trypanosoma brucei brucei TREU927 is the source of this 1596-nucleotide messenger RNA. RefSeq lists its product as hypothetical. The transcript has a single exon. Gene Ontology annotation, molecular function: protein binding. The coding region runs from base 1 to 1596 and encodes 531 amino acids. NCBI's taxonomy places the organism in Eukaryota, Euglenozoa, Kinetoplastea, Trypanosomatida, Trypanosomatidae. The record is from RefSeq and is a predicted model, not a curated record.
AUGAGGCCACUGAGGUGUAGUUUUGGUCGCAGGCACCGCGUGACGAGCGCGGCAUUUGGCGUUUCCCAGUUUCCUUCUAGCAGUAGCACCUUCUCAGCAUCGUGCCGGUGGGUGGUGAUACCACCAGUGGAACCCAUAACUAGCGCAUCCGCAUCCGCGUCCUCUUCCUCUUCCUCCUCGCGCAAAGGUGAGUGCCGCACAUCGUAUCGUUUCGCAGUUAAGGAUGAAGAGCGAGGGCUAUACGAUCAUGGCGUUACACCCGAUGCUCGAACUCUUGCUGCGGAGGCUGAAGCGCAAUAUCGUGCCAGCUCCGAGUUCCUUCACGCACCUGCCGGUGGUUUACCCGCCCCGGAACUACACAUGGAGGUGGACGGCACAUCGGUUUCCUGCAUUGCAGCACCAUUUGGAGAAGAGUACGUUCCAUCAAGUAAGGAACGCUUUGCGCACCGUGGACACGUGGGGGACCUGAGCAGGCAACGUACUUCGGACCGAAAGUACCUUUUGGAUGCCCGGUCGCACCUGAAUAUCCGUAAGGAGCGGCAACUAAGUGAAUUACUGUCCGCCCCCAUGCCACUUUUGCAGAAAUCAAAUGAAAUCCAGCAGAUGCUUCUGUCGGAUUUCUACCCUCAAAAUCUUGUUGUGUCAUCUCGCAACGUAGAGGCCGUCAUUGCCCUAUGGGCGCAGUGUAGCCUUGAACAGUGCAUCGCUGGGCUCAACAGUCAACGACCAGAGAAUCUUUUAGCCCCGUCAGCUGACACAACUUGUCAUGAAGUGGACGCAGUGGAUAGUGUGCCGUUUCUCAACCAUAUGAAGCGAUUGUAUUUUCAUUCCAGACAAACCCACGUGGCACCAACUCCCCUUGUUCUGGAGUAUGUGAUGACAGCAUUAGGCAACGUGACCACUGCAGACAGUCGCGUUUUUCACCUAGCCAACCGGCUCCUGUUGGAUGCGGACAAGUACGUUAUAUUACCGACGCGUACCACCUACGCCGCGUUCUUCACUAUAUGCUCGCUCCAUAACGCAAUGCCGUUUGCGCUUUCCCGCUUCAAGGAUGCGGUUGUUAAUCUCCACGUAGCUGUUGACGCUACUAUGGCGUCGGCAAUACUUGAGGGGUUGGUACAAAAUGGCUUGGUGGAGGAAGCAGUGCUCUUAUUAGCUCGGCUUCAACACGUUCCGAUGGACGUACAACUGUUAAACACGGCACUCGAAGUGCUUUUGCUGUCAAAACAGCCACAAUCCUGCUUUUCUGCGUUUGAAGCUGUUAGACACUCUGGGGUAGAGCCCACAGCAGACACUUAUACUCUGCUUUUGCUAGCGUGCGAGCGCUCCGGCCUCUGGGGGAAUACAACCGCAAUUCUUGCUGACAUGCAAAUGCGUCGCGUAAAGGGGGAUGGGAGGACACUGAACCUGCUACUCAAGGGCCUUCUCACCGAACGCCUCCAUGGUUAUUCGAGGCAGUUAUAUGAGACGAUGGUAAACAAAAAUGUGGAGGUAUGGCCAGCGUUGGAGUCUCACAUGAAGUCACGAACAGCUGGGGGCGAACAAUUAAAACGUGGUUCAACUAUUAAAACCUCGAAGUCAAGUCAGCCGUCGUAG